AUGGGGGCGAAAUGGCGUGGAGCCGGCGGAACGGUUGCGGGGCCGGAGGGCGGCGGCGGCCACGACGCGUUGCGCAACCUUGCUCUGCUGGCGACCGCAGCCGCGAAAUCGGAGGAGGACGGCGGCGGCGUCAAGCGCGAGAACGACGGGACGUUUGGCGGGGUGUAGACCGAGCUCAAGGCAGUCAAGGCAGCAGUCGCGCCGCCGCCUAUUGCUUAUGCAGCAAUACGUUCCGAGUGCGCUGCUGCUCCUGCCGUGCGUGGCUGCAACAUGGCGUCCGUGACAAUUUUCAACGGCCUUUGCACCCCUCGCCUCAUUGGGCCCAAGCCAGAACGCGACGGGCGGGUUGCUCAGCUCGCGUUUCGGGGGGGGUCUCAAAGGUGUUGCUAUUGGUUUGGUGGAGUUGUUUUGAGGAUGGGGGGAGGGCAGCCUUGGUGCAUUUUUGCGCGCUGGCCACACGGGUUGGUGGUUCAACGGAUACAAUGUACACGUACACCCCUAAGAGGGGCACGACCGUGUGGGAAGGCACAGGUGAGGUGCGCCAACCAUGAUCACUCGAAGUCGGGUGGUUGUCAAGAAACUCGGAAGGGCAUCUGUUUUUUGAAACUCGCGUGUCCCGGGGUAUGUUGAUGUUUUGACUUUCGUUCGGUCGAUAUCUUUUUGUGUGUGUGGGGGGGAGGUAGUAGCGGUUACACGCUGUCUAGACGGGCUGGUAGCUUAGCGUGUACGAUGUACGAGUGACACCGACACAUCAACAGGCGCGCGGCCGGGUGUGGGGGAGGGGGGGUAGGGUAAGCAGGGAGGACGCAUGUGAGCAGUGCGAGCCACGAUCGCGCGGCUAUGCCGAGCAGUAACGGUUUAUCCACCAUUUUUUACUGAUAUAUUAUUUUAACUUCAUCAGGGGUAUUUGGUUUUUUUCGCUCCACGGGAAGCCAGCCUCGGGAGGCUAUCGACUCCCUGCGUAGGCUGGUUUGUUGGCCUCCACAGUAAUGCUAGAAUAGAGGAGUGCUUUUAGCGCUUCAUCAUCGGUACGAAACACCGCCAGACCUUAUCAUGCGAGGGUGUGACCUCUCCCUGCAUUCGGAAAAAAACUUCGUUUGUACCUUUCGUUCUGGCUUGCGGUGUGUAUGACAGGGUUGUCACACUUUCAGCCGCGAAUGUCCGCUUGUAUAUUGUUAUGGUAUAUAUUUGGUUAUAUCUCAUGUGUGUAUGACAUCCCUUCGAAGGGGGCAGCAUCGCGGGGUACCAUAGCCUGGUCUUGUCAUGAUUUUUAUGAAUAUUUUGGAGUACAUGACGACGAAAUCGUCGCAUUCAAGCACAAAGUUGUAUGUGAUGUGAUGAUGUCUUGGCUGCACUCUCGAGCUGCGGCCUACGGCUUGAUUGAGCAGGUUCAUUUACGAACGGCAUGAAGGAUGUGGUGAAAGGUUCACCUCGGCAGUUGUUGCUGGGACGUUAUUGCGUAUGUGACGGUGUCCAAAGUAGGGCUGAGCAGGUCUGUGUUCGCCACCGCUGCUGCGAGCAGGACCGAGUGAGUAUGUGCCUGAAGACGUUGCGGGGCUAGCAUCAUCGUAUCUAGCAACGAUCCUGUGCACACAAAACCCUCUUGAGGAAGACAAGCAGGAGUUGGCUCUCUGAGACGUUCUGAACAGAAGGACUUUGACCCCCCGCGAGUAUCGAGAAGCUCCCGUCGGGGAACAAAUGUGCAAGGAGGGGAGUUGGGAUGGCGCAAGGAAGGAGGUUGGAAUGGUUGGGUCUCGAAAAAAAAUUAACAAGGCGAUCAAUAGAGCUGUUAGGGGGGCCGGGAGUAAGGCGGAGUCGGCCAGACGCGUGUUUCGCCACAGAACACUCGUGAGUCGACCCCUUUGAUCGUAGCAAGACGAAUGGGUCUGCCUCACGCGUGGCCAACGACUUUGUCGGUGGCGAUAGAUCACUUGUCGGCUUCGCAUGGGUUGGGGUUAAACUUCAUCGUGUUUUUGCUUGUUGCUUAGUCUUGACGUUAUUAUUUGGGUAAGUCCCGGGUACGAUCUUUGGGCUCUAUUUUUCCAUUUGGGUUUCUUCUGCUCUCGUUUCUCUCAAAGAGGCUGCUUAUUCCGCCGCGUUUCGGCGGUACAUUCAUCUGUUCUUGUUUUUACGCACGCAUAGUAUGUUUGUCGGCUCCUUUGACAACACAUUUU
This is a messenger RNA of Ectocarpus siliculosus, 2174 nucleotides long. NCBI's taxonomy places the organism in Eukaryota, Phaeophyceae, Ectocarpales, Ectocarpaceae. The record is from the annotation of a GenBank genome assembly.